AUGAUAUACGACUUUCACGUGAGACCACCUGUUCUUCAUCAUACAAUGGAGGAGAGUAGAAGUGUUUCCCUUUUCACAGAAGGACACUCGCAUCAUAGCGCUGUAUGGACAGUGACUGGUGUCAGCGUACCAAUGGUUUGUUUAGCUUGUGUUAUUGAUAGACUGGAAAAUAGAAAACAAGAACUUACGGUCAGAAUAGACAAAAUACUGAAGGAACUAUCACUAUCAACAACUUAUCAAGAGCAACAGACACCGUUAAUGAAGAUGAUGGCAUCUGAUUUGAGAAUUACUGGUCAUAUAUGCAAUGUUGUGAUUGGAUUAUUAUCUGAUGAUCAAAAAACUGUAGUUCAAGAAUCCCUUCAGAUUUUGACAAAUAUUAUGCGAUUGCAUCCAAGGAGAGAGGUCUUUCAGAUGAUACUACUGAAGUCUAUUCAACAGGCUUUGACAUCUUGUACAUACAGUUCCAGCAUAAUAGGGCACCUUACACUCAUAGGAAGUAUUCUACAUAAGGACUCCUCUCUUUUGAUGGGUAUCAGUGCAGAAAGAGAUAAAUUAAUAGAGUAUCUUGUUGAUGGAUUUAUGUGCCAAGAUGAAGCUGUUAAAUCUUCAUUAGUUUAUAUUUUGGUUCAGGUUUGUUCAUGUAAAAGUCAACUUAUUCAGAUGAAUGUUAUGGAGAAGAUAUGCACUCAUCUGUCAGUGUCUCUAGCAAGUGCUCAAUCUCAUGAUCUUACUCUUAAUUUAAUGGGUUUGGCAAAAAUGUUAACUUCUAAUUAUUCUUAUUUAAUUUGUCUUUUAAAAUCAGAUCAACCAUCUUUAGCGAGUAAAGGCUCAACUUUUGCCUCUGCAUUGAAAAGAGUACUACUUAGUGGAGAUGAAGUUGUACAGUUAUUAGGUGUACAGUGUAUAACAUCAGUCAUUUCUCAUUACCCACAAUAUGUUCCUUCUCUGUUAUCAGUUGAUAUUGCAGAGUAUCUAUUCGAGGCUCUCUCCAGCGAUAAUAUACCUUUAAUUAACUCUAUUCUUUCCUGUUUGAACCUCAUAUGUCUUGAGGAUAAGUUUUACACUGGAUGUCAUGUGAUUUAUGGAUAUCAGCCUAUCAUUAAGGUCCUUAAGAAAUCACUUGAAACAAGGAAUGAAGAGAAUGCUAAGUCUUGCUUAACAUUGCUGUCUAUUAUAUUCAAACGACAACCUGCUACUGUUCCUCUUCUAUCUAAUGAGAAAGACAUUGCAGAUUUUUUGUCAGUACUUCACUCAGCCAUGGUUUUGAAUCAUUUCUCGUCAGUUAAUUUGUUUAGUAGUUUCUUAAAGAAUUGGCAAUACCAUACUGUGUCAAUUGAUAUUGUUAUUCCUCAUUUGGCUCUGUUGUUACAGUUUGUUGACAUGUCAUAUAAUGGCUCAGUAACAAAAUCAGGUACUAAAGCUGGUGAAGAAGUAGCUCCUAAGGAGUUAUUAGUAGCUGUACUAAUGACUUUUGAUUCUUUUGCUCAAUUAUUUCAAAAUCGGAUGAGUGAUGCCAAUGUAGAGGAAGUAUAUGUGUUUCUUUGUUUAGCCUGCCAGGAGACAUUAAUACCAUUGACUUUAGCUACUUGUACAGAUGUUGAGCACAAUAUUACUCCACUGCAGAAUUUAUUCACAGUAUUAGUCAUUGUCAUUCAUUAUGGAUCUAAUCCUGAGUUUGUUUUAUUAUUGGCUCAGAGUGGUCUUAUUGAAUUAGCAAUGGAAUCUAGAGGAUUAACAGUACCUGAUGCAUCUCCUUUAAUGGAGCAAUCUGCUCUGUUUAUUGAAGAGCUAGUAUUUAUUAUAAUUCAGUUGAAUGAUAAUUUUGAUGACUCUGAGGCCAAAAUACUAAAAGAAACACUACACACAGCUCUUCCUCAUAUUAAAUGUACAGUAAACAAUUUAUUAAACUGUCUUGUGCAAAGAAGGAAUGUUUAUCCCAUUGAGUUAGCAGUCAUGCAAGCGUCCAUACUGUGUUUAUUCUAUGUCUUUGAAGUUUAUGGACAGUUACCUGUUUCAAGAAUAUCCCUGUGUUCUGCAUUGUCACAAUAUCUUAGUAAUAACAUGAAUGUUCAUCUUUUACCUGUAACAACAUUUAAGAUGCUGUUAGCAUUAUAUGCACUCACUAGAUCAAGUAACAGCAAUCCUACUGGUAUGACUUAA
Messenger RNA from Amphimedon queenslandica, 2160 nucleotides. RefSeq names its product meiosis inhibitor protein 1-like. The record is from RefSeq and is a predicted model, not a curated record. The coding region runs from base 1 to 2160 and encodes 719 amino acids. The transcript has 21 exons. Lineage: Eukaryota; Metazoa; Porifera; Demospongiae; Haplosclerida; Niphatidae.